This is a messenger RNA of Clavispora lusitaniae ATCC 42720, 552 nucleotides long. Lineage: Eukaryota; Fungi; Ascomycota; Pichiomycetes; Serinales; Metschnikowiaceae. The record is from RefSeq and is a predicted model, not a curated record.
AUGGUUUUGGACUGCUCUUCUGCUACUUCUCACUUGAAAACUUAUCCUAAGAAGGACGGUUUGGAUAUUCGUUCGUUGAUCGAUUCCUCUAACUUUGGUGGUUUGACUUACAAUGACUUUUUGAUUUUGCCAGGUUUGAUCAACUUUCCAUCUUCUGAAGUUAGCUUGGACUCUAAGUUGACUAAGAAGAUUACUUUGAAAUCUCCUUUCUUAUCUUCUCCUAUGGACACUGUCACGGAGGAGAAUAUGGCUAUCCACAUGGCCUUGUUGGGUGGUAUCGGUAUUAUUCACCAUAACUGCAGUGCUGAAGAACAGGCUGCUAUGGUCAAGAAGGUCAAAAAGUACGAGAAUGGCUUUAUUAGUGACCCAGUUGUCGUCUCCCCAUCUGUCACUGUUGGUGAAAUCAAGAAGAUGAAGGAGAGAAUUGGUUUUUCUUCUUUCCCUGUUACUGGUAUGUGUAUCCUAUUACUAUUGUGUUUUUUUUUUUUUUUCCUGAUGAUUCCAUUUUUAUUAAUAACUUUCGUUCUACCGAAUUACAUCAAACGAUGUUGA